AUCGCGUUUCCCCACCAUUUGGCGCACCCGUCAUCGGUCGAACACCACACCUGCGUCCAUGGCGGGAGGCAGGGGAGCCCGCGCCAGCCUCCACCUCCACCUCGCCUGGCUCUGCGCCUUCGCGACCACCGCGUGGGCGCAUGGCGGUGGCGGCGGCGGGGGCGAUUCUGACGCCGACGCCGACGGCGGCGGCGAGGGGAAGCCGGACCUGCGGGCGCGGGGGCUGGUGGCGGCGAAGCUGUGGUGCUUGGCGGUGGUGUUCGCCGGGACGCUGGCCGGCGGCGUGUCCCCCUACUUCAUGCGGUGGAACGAUGCGUUCCUGGCGCUGGGCACGCAGUUCGCGGGGGGAGUCUUCCUCGGCACCGCCAUGAUGCACUUCCUCGCCGACGCCAACGAGACUUUCGCCGACCUCCUCCCCGGCACCGCCUACCCCUUCGCGUUCAUGCUCGCCUGCGCCGGCUACGUCCUCACCAUGCUCGCCGACUGCGCCAUCUCCUUCGUCGUCGCCCGCGGCGGCGGCCGGACCGAACCCGCCGCCGCCGCCGGUGCAGGGCUGGAGGAGGGUAAGCUGAGCAGCACAAAUGGCAACGCCUCUGACCCACCAGCAGCUGAUGCGGCGGCGCAAGACCACUCCGUGGCGUCGAUGCUGCGGAACGCGAGCACGCUCGGCGACAGCGUGCUGCUCAUCGCCGCGCUCUGCUUCCACUCCGUCUUCGAGGGCAUCGCCAUCGGAGUCGCCGAGACGAAGGCUGACGCAUGGAAGGCGCUGUGGACGAUCAGCCUGCACAAGAUCUUCGCGGCCAUCGCCAUGGGCAUCGCGCUGCUCCGGAUGCUGCCGGACCGGCCGUUCCUCUCCUGCUUCGGCUACGCCUUCGCCUUCGCCGUCUCCAGCCCCGUCGGCGUCGGCAUCGGCAUCGUCAUCGACGCCACCACGCAGGGCCGGGUGGCCGACUGGAUCUUCGCCGUCUCCAUGGGCCUCGCCACCGGCAUCUUCAUCUACGUCUCCAUCAACCACCUCCUCUCCAAGGGCUACACCCCGCUGAGGCCCGUCGCCGCCGACACGCCGGCGGGGAGGCUGCUCGCCGUCGUCCUCGGCGUCGCCGUCAUCGCCGUCGUCAUGAUCUGGGACACCUGAUGCCGCUCAUGAUUUCGGACGUUUGUUGGUUCUUGCAGGAAUGUGUGUGUGUAGUAAGUUCGUCGUGAAAUUAGCAUGUGUAAAGUUUGUGCCACUCCAACCAAAGUUUCAGGAUUAUUUAUAGCUUUGAAUAUAUCAUCAACGCUGGGGCACCAUUGUUUUUGUUUCCAUGGAUUUUGGGGGUAAGAAAUUGACCAAAAUUUAAGUUCGAAUGCAGAUUGUCAAA
This is a messenger RNA of Oryza sativa Japonica Group (Japanese rice), 1361 nucleotides long. NCBI's taxonomy places the organism in Eukaryota, Viridiplantae, Streptophyta, Magnoliopsida, Poales, Poaceae. The record is from RefSeq and is a predicted model, not a curated record.